CCGAGGAGCCUGGCGGGCACCGACCCCGCCGCGCUGCCCGACGCCUUCGACCCCGCGACUGGCAGCGGCCGCUGGAGGUACGAGUCGCGGCUCGGGGAGGGCGGGCUGGCCACGGUCUACAGGGCCACGGACUGCAAGGGCGGCAGGGGCGAGGUUGCCGUGAAGGUCCUGAAGCGCCACCCCAAGCUGUCCCACCGCGACCGUCGGCACGCCUUCGCGAUGCACCGCGAGAGCCAGUGGUCCUUGUGGAACCUGCACAACGAGUGCGACUCCCGCUUCGACGGGGCCGCCGCCUCGCUGUUCAUGCGCUACCUUGAGGACCACACCGGCUUCUCCGAGCUGGGGCCGGCGGGUUUCGAGGCUAAGCGGCGGCUCUACGAGGCCCCCGACUUCAACUGGGACCUGGACGGCCCCGACCUGCCCGCCAGGCCCUACGUGGUCAUGGAGCUGGUGCGGGGCGAGACGCUGCAGACGGUGAUCGACCGCGAGCGCGCGUCCCUACCGGCCUCGGAGAAGAGGCAGAUCGUCGUCCAGGCAGCGCGCGCGCUGAACUACCUGGCGCGCUUCGGGCUCAUCCACCGCGACUUCCGGGGCUGCAACAUGCACCUCGUGGGCCGGGAGGGGCAGGGCGAGGGCUGCCGGCUGAAGGUCCUGGACCUCGGAGUGAUGAUCUGCGCGGAGGACGGGCAGGAGGCCAACAGCAACUCCGCCGUCCAGGCCUUCAAGCGCCGGGGCGAGACCGAGGAGAAGCGGAGGAGGUACGACUGGCUGCCUUGGGAAGUCCGGGCAGCCGCCGACGGAGGCGACGAUCUUGCCGCCCUUGCGCCCCCGCUCGCUUACAGCGCCCGCGCCUUGCCGACCUGUGCGCUCGCCUGGAGGAGCCUGACCCGCGGGGCUGCCAGGUGA
Molecule: messenger RNA, 906 nt
Organism: Prorocentrum cordatum
Lineage: Eukaryota; Dinophyceae; Prorocentrales; Prorocentraceae
Source: the annotation of a GenBank genome assembly